AUGGCCGCUGGAGUCGCAGCUUGGCUGCCCUUUGCCAGGGCAGCGGCCAUUGGCUGGAUGCCCGUGGCCAACUGCCCCAUGCCCCUUGCCCCAGCUGACAAGAACAAGAGACAAGACGAGCUUAUCAUCCUCAACGUGAGCGGGCGCAGGUUCCAGACGUGGCGGACCACGCUAGAGCGCUACCCCGACACCCUGCUUGGCAGCACAGAGAAGGAAUUCUUUUUCAAUGAGGACACCAAGGAGUAUUUCUUUGACCGAGACCCAGAGGUAUUUCGCUGUGUUCUCAACUUCUACCGCACAGGGAAGCUGCAUUACCCCCGGUACGAGUGCAUCUCUGCUUAUGAUGACGAGCUGGCUUUCUAUGGCAUCCUUCCAGAGAUCAUUGGGGACUGUUGUUAUGAAGAGUACAAGGAUCGCAAGCGGGAGAAUGCAGAGCGGCUGAUGGAUGACAAUGACUCUGAGAACAACCAGGAAUCCCUGCCAUCGCUCAGUUUCCGUCAGACCAUGUGGCGGGCCUUUGAGAAUCCACACACAAGCACGCUGGCCUUGGUCUUCUACUAUGUCACAGGCUUCUUCAUCGCUGUUUCCGUCAUCACUAAUGUAGUGGAGACAGUGCCCUGUGGCACGGUGCCUGGGAACAAGGAGCUGCCAUGUGGUGAGCGUUACGCGGUGGCCUUCUUCUGCCUAGACACGGCCUGUGUCAUGAUCUUUACUGUUGAGUACCUGCUACGGCUCUUUGCGGCACCUAGCCGCUACCGCUUUAUCCGGAGUGUGAUGAGCAUUAUUGAUGUGGUGGCCAUCAUGCCAUACUACAUCGGCCUGGUGAUGACCAACAAUGAGGAUGUGUCCGGCGCCUUUGUCACACUCCGGGUCUUCCGAGUCUUCAGAAUUUUCAAAUUCUCCCGGCAUUCCCAGGGCUUGCGAAUCCUGGGUUACACACUUAAAAGUUGCGCAUCAGAGCUGGGCUUCCUCCUCUUUUCUCUCACCAUGGCCAUCAUUAUCUUUGCCACUGUGAUGUUUUAUGCCGAGAAGGGCUCUUCUGCCAGCAAAUUCACAAGCAUCCCGGCCUCCUUUUGGUAUACUAUCGUCACCAUGACUACAUUGGGAUAUGGGGACAUGGUGCCCAAGACCAUCGCAGGGAAGAUCUUCGGUUCCAUCUGCUCCCUGAGCGGCGUCCUGGUCAUUGCCCUGCCCGUCCCUGUGAUCGUCUCUAACUUCAGUCGGAUUUACCACCAGAAUCAGAGAGCUGACAAGCGACGAGCUCAGAAGAAAGCCCGCCUUGCCAGGAUCCGUGUGGCCAAGACUGGGAGUUCCAACGCUUACCUGCACAGCAAGAGGAAUGGUCUUCUCAAUGAAGCCCUGGAACUGACAGGCUCCCCAGAGGAUGAGCACCUGACCAAGACCACAUCACUCAUUGAGAGCCAGCAUCACCACCUGCUGCAUUGCCUGGAGAAAACUACUGGGUUGUCCUAUCUUGUGGAUGAUCCCCUGUUAUCUGUACGAACUUCCACCAUCAAGAACCAUGAGUUUAUUGAUGAGCAAAUGUUUGAGCAGAACUGCAUGGAGAGCUCAAUGCAGAAUUACCCGUCCACAAGAAGCCCUUCACUGUCCAGCCACCCAGGCCUAACCACCUCCUGCUGCUCCCGUCGAAGCAAGAAGACCACCCACUUGCCCAACUCCAACCUGCCUGCCACCCGCCUGAGGAGCAUGCAAGAGCUCAGUACCAUUCACAUUCAGGGCAGCGAGCAGCCCUCACUCACAACCAGUCGUUCCAGCCUUAAUUUGAAAGCAGAUGAUGGACUGAGACCCAACUGCAAAGGAUCCCAGAUCACUACAGCCAUCAUCAGCAUCCCCACCCCGCCAGCGCUGACCCCGGAGGGGGAGAGCCGACCGCCACCAUCUAGCCCUGGCUCCACCACGAACAUUCCCCCCAUAGGCAGCAACAUCGUCAAGGUCUCCGCCUUGUAA
This is a messenger RNA of Trichosurus vulpecula (common brushtail), 1968 nucleotides long. RefSeq names its product potassium voltage-gated channel subfamily D member 3 (gene KCND3). Lineage: Eukaryota; Metazoa; Chordata; Mammalia; Diprotodontia; Phalangeridae. The coding region runs from base 1 to 1968 and encodes 655 amino acids. The record is from RefSeq and is a predicted model, not a curated record. Gene Ontology annotation, molecular function: A-type (transient outward) potassium channel activity; protein binding. Gene Ontology annotation, cellular component: membrane; voltage-gated potassium channel complex; neuronal cell body. Gene Ontology annotation, biological process: protein homooligomerization; potassium ion export across plasma membrane. The transcript has 7 exons.